AAUAACAUAAAAUGAUGAUGAUCAACACAAUUAACUGAAUUGUAAACAUUUGAUCAUUGCCUGAUUCAAUUUUAUAUAAUAUUUGAACGGGUCAAUUCUUACAAUUAACUUUAAUUUUGAUUUAAUUGUGAUGCUAAAAUGAAUCCCAAUCAAUCAAACAUUGUUAACUUUUUCACCGGUCGCAGUAUUUUAAUCACUGGAGCUUCUGGUUUCAUCGGCAAGGCUUUGGUGUAUAAAUUGUUGACAAUUUGUCCGGAAAUCGGUGAAAUCUUUAUACUAGUACGAGACAAACGAGGACUUAAUUGUGAACAACGAUUGACCAAAAUUCUGGAAAAUAAGUGUUUCGAUGAGAUUAGAUCAACUGAUUGUGAUCGUUUGAAUAAAGUUAAAUCAAUUUCUGGUGAUAUAUCAAUUGAUGGACUGGGAAUUAGUGAUGAUCAACUUAAAUUGCUUCAGGAAAAUGUAUCAGUUAUAAUUCAUUCAGCGGCAACAGUUAAAUUCAACGAGAAAUUAAGACAAGCGGUUAAUAUAAAUUUAGUUGGGACACGACGAAUGAUUAAAUUGGCUCAUUCAUUAACUAAAUUAAAGGCUUUCGUUCAUGUAUCAACAAGUUAUAGUAAUUGUGAUUUGGAAACAAUUGAAAACAAAAUUUAUCCACAAAAAAUUGAUCCCCAACAAUUGAUUGAUUGUACCAAUUGGAUGUCCGAUGAUAUGAUCAAUGAUAUUUUACCAAAAUUACUGGACAAAAGGCCAAAUACUUAUACGCUGACCAAAGCGUUAGCUGAGACCUUAAUUGCCUCGGAAUCAGACAAUCUACCGAUCGCUAUAAUAAGACCUUCAAUCGUGACUCCGUCUCAUCGUGAACCCGGUCAAGGUUGGGCUGAUAAUCUUAAUAAUGUGGUCGGUAUAUCACAGACCAUAAGUGUCGGAGUGACCAGAGUGAUGAUCGCCGAUUCAACUAAAGCCGUUGAUAUGAUUCCAGUUGAUAUGGUUGUGAAUAUGAUUCUUGCAAUUGUUUGGCAUCUUUCAGAUAAUUGUGAUCAAAUCAAUAGUGACCAACAUCACUAUUGUAAUAAACGACCACCGAUGGUCUUUAAUUGUACAUCAGGUCAACAGAAUCCGUGUACGGCUGGUGAGGCAUUCGAUAGAUUUGUCAAAUCAAUCAGAGAUUAUCCCGACUCGACAGCAAUUAGAAGUCCAUCUCUUCAUUUAACCACAAAUCAAUGGAUCAAUAAUUCAAUUGUAAUUGUUGAUCAAUAUAUUCCCUCGUUAAUUUUGGACAUAAUUUUCACUCUGAUCGGCAAAAAACCAAAAAUGGUUAAAACUUGUAAGAAAAUCAAUUCGAUGUUGGAACCCUUUGAAUUUUUCAAUACUCGCGAUUGGACCUUCGAUACAACGACUAUGGUUGAACUGUUCAAUUCUCUAAAUAAAGUUGAUCAAAAAUUGUUCAAUUUUGAUGUUAAAUCAAUUGAUUGGUCUGAUUACAUUGGAACUGUGAUCAUUGGUCUAAGACAAUUUACCUCGAGUAAUGGUAACUACAAUUUAGAUGAAGCUAGAAAACGAAUGGAAAGGACAAUUAAACUGGAAAGGAUAUUAGAAAUAAUCCUAAUUCUAAUGGCUGGUUUACUAAUUUACAAGCUUAUCUUUUGAUCCAAUGGAUUAACAACAAUUUAUGCUAUUCAAUUAAAAACUUUGUUCUAAUUAAAAUCAUUUGAAAAACAAAUUGAAAAAAAAAGUUUAUCUCAACAUCUGAUUCCAAUUUUGCGCCA
Messenger RNA from Panonychus citri (citrus red mite), 1769 nucleotides. Its product is annotated as putative fatty acyl-CoA reductase CG5065. Gene Ontology annotation, biological process: long-chain fatty-acyl-CoA metabolic process. Gene Ontology annotation, cellular component: peroxisome. The transcript is spliced from 8 exons. Gene Ontology annotation, molecular function: alcohol-forming very long-chain fatty acyl-CoA reductase (NADP+) activity. NCBI's taxonomy places the organism in Eukaryota, Metazoa, Arthropoda, Arachnida, Trombidiformes, Tetranychidae. The record is from RefSeq and is a predicted model, not a curated record. The coding region runs from base 139 to 1650 and encodes 503 amino acids.